Messenger RNA from Oikopleura dioica, 942 nucleotides. Lineage: Eukaryota; Metazoa; Chordata; Appendicularia; Copelata; Oikopleuridae. The record is from the annotation of a GenBank genome assembly.
AUGGGAGAAGAAACAGUUGACUUAUCAAAAUCUCUUUAUGAUCAAGACACAUUUUCCGGCCGCGCUGCUCAUUUCUACCGCUCAGUAAAUCCAAUUAACAUCGUCAGAGAUCAUGUCGCAGCGAAAGAACUCAUCGAGCGAGUAAAAAUCAACAAGGGAGUAGUUCCAGAAGGAGUGACAAAGGCUCAAGUUUGGGAUGCCAAGUACAUUUACGAGUCGGCGUAUCAUCCGUCUACUGGAGAGCUGACUUUUCUCCCUGGUCGAAUGAGCUUUCAAGCUCCGGGAAACUGUAUAAUCGCCUCGGGAAUGAUCAUUUUCUACAGAACUCCGAUUCAGGCGAUCACAGGUCAAUUCAUUAAUCAGAGCUUCAACUCGACGGUUAACUACUGUAACUCACCAAGACCCGUUUUCGUCCCUCAAGACUUUCUCGUUGCUGCUGGAUCAGCUUGUGCAGCUGCUUUUGGUUUGAACAAAGCCGCUUCUCGAUUUCCCCCAAUUAUCGCCCGACUCGUCCCCUUCGGAGCAGUCGCUGUGGCAAAUGGAAUCAACCUUCCUUACAUGCGAAGAAAUGAGUGCUUUGGAAGAGGAAUGCCGCUGGAAGAUGAUGAUGGAAAUGUGGUUGGCUACAGCCCGAGUUUGGGAAAAGAAAGUAUCGCGAAAGUCGUUCUUUCGAGAAUUUUGAUGGCGACUCCGACGAUGGUGGUUCCUCCUGUUGUUGUCACCCAAUUACAGAAACCUGGUCGUCUUCUCGCUCGAAAUCCAGCUCUGGCAAAUCCGCUAACCGUCCUUCUCAUCGGCCUCUCCCUGGUGGUCGCUACUCCUGCUUGCUGCGCAAUCUGGCCGCAGCGAAUUUCAACCUCGAUCGAAAACCUUGAGCCCGAACUCGCCGCUGAUCUGCGCGAAAAAGGCAUUAAAACUGUUCAUUUCAAUAAAGGCUUGUAA